Alternaria atra is the source of this 2091-nucleotide messenger RNA. RefSeq lists its product as uncharacterized. Bases 1 to 2091 code for a protein of 696 amino acids. The record is from RefSeq and is a predicted model, not a curated record. Gene Ontology annotation, molecular function: zinc ion binding; nucleic acid binding. NCBI's taxonomy places the organism in Eukaryota, Fungi, Ascomycota, Dothideomycetes, Pleosporales, Pleosporaceae. The transcript has a single exon.
AUGGACAAUCAAGAUAAUGAAGGAAAGCGCUCACGGCCGAAAGCCCCCCGUAAGGCGCCCGCGGCCUCAGCUUUCGCGCCUAGCGGCCAGGUACAGCGUUCGCCGCCCACCCGUCGCACGACUCGCUCGAUGUCUCGGGGCGCUUUGGUGGAUCCAGUCAAGACGGCGCCCACGAUAGCCCCUAAAGACUUGCUCUCUGAGGAGUCUGACCAUCCCACGGAGGUCCCCCCUGAGCUCGUUAUUCCGUCGGGCGAAAAGGAUACGUCUUCCCAGCCGCCAUUCGAUCACGACAUUCCUGAUCCCGCGCCAAGCGUAUCUAUGGGCUUUCCUGGGGACCCGGCGCCAGUUCCGGGUUUCUCCGCCACCCGCAGCUCACGGGUGGGCCUGGGAUUUAGACACAACUACCUUAGACCCACGGACGAUUUAGCCGGUCGAGUUCCGCCAGUGACAGACCCCACCUCGAAAUCUCCCACGUGGCUAGACGACAUGUUUACGGACACUCCCCACAAGCGAAAGGACAUGCGGAGCCUGGUUCAAACGCAGGUCCAAGCCUUUCACGAACCUCUCGCUACCUGGUUCAAGGCUUGUAUGGAGGAAUUGCCUCCAACAAUGCUUCCCACUGAUUUCUAUAGUAUGCCACAACAGCUUCUCGCGGGACUAGCCUCGGGAUUUUAUAUGGCCUUUUAUGAUAAUCACCGUCUCAAGAUUCGAGAGCAUACGGACAAGAACAAAUUUCGAGAGCAUUUUAUUCAGGAACGGAAGGAACGCAAUGAGGCGGCUAAUGCGGCUCAGCAGUGGAAGGACCGCUAUGCGGCACUCCAAACUAAGCUCACCACGGUUCAGAAUGAACUGCACUUAGCCCAACGUGACGCUCUGUAUAAGACAGAACAGGCUCAGGCAGACAUCCCCGCGUCUUAUCCGCCAGUCCCUCCGUUUAAUCCUGCCACGGAAUACGCAACGGUUACACCCCCAGUUUCGAUCUUACGCCGCGGCGACCCAGCUGCCGCUACUCGUCUUCCUGAUUUUGGACACAUGUCCUAUAAUUCACCAGAAUUUACUACCAAGGAUGACCCGUUUAUCGUGGUAAAUGGGGAGGCUAUCGUCAUUCCUCCAGGGCUUCAGGAGAUUAAGAACCUGCUCGAUCUUAUGCCGCAGUUUGCCAAUUCGGAAGACCGCAAUGCCCCUAAACCACGCCUUUUUAAGCAGGGCACGAAGGCGUUGCAUGAGUUCAUUAGUUCUAUGUACUCGUAUUGGGCGGCUAACGGACAGAAUUUCCAGCACCCUCUCCAACGUGUUCAGUCUUUGUUCUCCUUUACUUCAGGAGAAGCUCGGGAUGUCUUGGCGGGCGGUGCUACGAAGUUUAGCUGCCAGUACAAGACGGAAAUGGAGUGUUUCCUUGCGCUGUGGGAUAUUUGGGGCGACCUGAACCCGUACGCCACAAAUGAAGAAGCACUCACUAACCUCACCUAUCCCCGCGUCCCAGAGGAUGCGAAGACGGACAAGGAAGCCUGGGCUACCUUUAAGGUUCAAUUCUGCCAAUUCGUGGCUAAUCUCGGCAUCCCGUAUCCGUCACGCGGCAUUAAGCUUAUGGCUAAGCUGCCUCACCGUCAUACGCAAAACCUCACGUUGCUCAAACCCUCGCCUACGAACCAGGCGCAGUUCUCCAAGUUGCUCGCCGACAUUACGCAAUACAUGGCAACUUACGACUCGACGCAACUUUCUACGUGGCUCGCACGAGUAGCUAAUCGGAAUCGCCAGGGCCUUAACACCGCCUCGACUUUCACCUCUUCAGCAGACGUUAAGACUCCAACCUCGUCAGCCCCGCGAACGAUGGGCCGCCCCAAACCAGACGACGCUUCUAAGAAGCCCCGCGCUAAGUCCACACCCGACGAUGGUAAGACUUGCUUUACUUGUGGCGGAGUCGGGCACAUGGCUCGAGACUGUCCGGUCAACAAAAAGCCAGAUGGAUCUAAGGAUCCCACCACGGCCCAACGUCAGAUUUCUACCUAUCCGGAUCAAGACUUUGACGACGAGUCAGUCGACGAAUACGACUCAGGAGAUGAGGUUUCCGGCGACAGCUCGGAAAACUAA